Messenger RNA from Cygnus atratus (black swan), 20308 nucleotides. RefSeq names its product FAT atypical cadherin 3 (gene FAT3). Gene Ontology annotation, cellular component: plasma membrane. The record is from RefSeq and is a predicted model, not a curated record. The transcript has 31 exons. Gene Ontology annotation, molecular function: calcium ion binding. Lineage: Eukaryota; Metazoa; Chordata; Aves; Anseriformes; Anatidae. Gene Ontology annotation, biological process: homophilic cell-cell adhesion. Bases 491 to 14329 code for a protein of 4612 amino acids.
CGGGUGCGGGCUGGGCUCCCGGCAGGCUGCGCUGUGCUCCGCUCCGCUCCGCUCCGCUCCCCGCUCGCCCCGUCUCCGCCGCCGCUGCCCGCAUGGAUACCCGCCGGGGGGGAGCGCGGGGCAGCCCCCGGAGCUGAGCCGCCCGGACUUGGUGGCAGAAACAAGGAGAGAAGGAAAGAUCCCUCCGGAGCCAGCCUGCCUUUGGAGAGUGCUGCUGAGAAAGAGCUUACAGCCGUGAUUUUUGCACCCAAAAAUCACUGGAGUCUUGUUGAGAGAGCCAGACUUCUCCCCGGAUUGCUCAGGCAGUGCCUGGGUGCCUUUUCUCAGCUCACUUUGAGUGUUUCUCCUGCAUGGACUGAGAACUAUCAUUUUAUGGUAGAAACUUGAGGAUCAGCAACCCAGGGUGAACUUCUGGAGAAUGAUCCUCAUUGUGCCACAGUCAAGAACAUGUGUCUGCCUCCGUUUCUCUUCCUGGUGAAAGAAAGAUGUGAUGGAGGUGAAUAUGGGCCACUGGUCAGGCACAGGGCCACCUCCUUCUUGCCUUGCCCUUCUGAUUGUCAAGCUCCUGGCCUCCCUUUGCCAGGUAGUCCAUGGAACAGCACCACUUGGCUUUCACUUCACACAUUCCACUUACAAUGCUACUGUGUAUGAAAAUUCGGCUGCCAGGACCUACGUCAACAGUCAAACGAGAAUGGGCAUUACCUUGGCCGAUCUUUCUUGGGAUAUCAAAUACAGGAUAGUGUCUGGCGACGAUGAGGGCUUUUUUAAAGCAGAGGAAGUCAUCAUUGCUGACUUUUGUUUCCUGAGAAUAAGGACUAAAGGUGGGAAUUCUGCUAUAUUAAACAGAGAAAUCCAGGACAACUAUUUAUUGAUAGUGAAAGGGUCUGUCAGAGGAGAGGACUUGGAAGCAUGGACAAAAGUGAACAUCCAAGUCUUGGACAUGAAUGACUUAAGACCUUUGUUUUCACCAACCACAUACUCUGUCACAAUAGCGGAAAGCACUCCUUUAAGGACUAGCAUUGCACAGGUGACCGCAACAGAUGCGGAUAUUGGGUCCAACGGUGAAUUUUAUUAUUAUUUCAAAAACAAAGUUGAUCUCUUCUCAGUACAUCCUACGAGUGGUGUUAUCUCCUUAAGUGGCCGGCUAAACUAUGAUGAGAAAAACAGAUAUGAUCUUGAGAUUCUGGCUGUGGACCGUGGGAUGAAGCUUUAUGGAAACAACGGUGUAAGCAGUACGGCCAAGCUUUAUGUUCACAUUGAACGUAUAAAUGAACAUGCCCCAACGAUAAAUGUAGUAACACAUAUUCCCUUCCCAUCAGACAAGGAGCCUACCUAUGCAGUUGUUAACAUUGAUGACCUAGAUGAAGGAGCCAAUGGAGAAAUUGAAUCGGUUUCAAUUGUGGCGGGAGAUCCUCUAGAACAGUUCUUUCUGACUAAAGAAGGUAAAUGGAUGAAUGAGUACAAAAUAAAGGAAAGAAAGCCUAUUGACUGGGACAGUUUCCCAUAUGGUUAUAACCUAACUCUCCAAGCAAAGGACAAAGGAUCUCCUCAGAAAUUUUCUGCAGUCAAACUGGUCCACAUUGCUAGUCCCAAAAAAGAAAGUAUACCAAUAAAGUUUGAAAAGGAAACUUACGAUGUUUCUAUCAAUGAAUUUUCACCUCCAGGUGUGGUGGUUGCAGUAAUUAAGCUGAUGCCAGAGCCACUGGGUGUGGAAUAUAGAUUAUCUCCUAGUGAGGAUGCUGAUUAUUUUAAGAUCAAUCCCAUCACAGGCCUUAUUACUACCGCUCGUCCUUUGAAAAUCAUUGAGAAGGACCUCUACGAAUUAGAAGUAUAUACAAACAAAGGUGGUGAUUUAAAAGCACAGGUUACUGUCAGGAUAGAAGAUGCCAACGAUCACACUCCGGAGUUCCAGCAGCCUUCGUACAGCUCUUUCGUCAACGAAAGUGUCCCUGUGGGCUAUAGCGUUUUGGCAGUUUCAGCAGUUGAUAAAGACAGGGGAGAAAAUGGAUACAUAACAUACAGCAUUGCCAGUCUGAACUCACUGCCAUUUAUAAUAAAUCAGUUUACAGGUAUCAUCAGCACAUCUGAAGAACUGGACUUUGAGUCCUCACCAGAAAGCUACAGGUUCAUUGUAAGGGCUUCUGACUGGGGUUCUCCCUACCGCCAUGAAAGUGAGGUGAAUGUCACCAUAUACAUAGGCAAUGUCAACGAUAACAAACCCCUGUUUGAAAAAGUGGCAUGUCAGGGAGUGAUUUCAUCUGACUUUCCUGUUGGUGGUCACAUUACUGCUGUUUCUGCUAUAGACAUAGAUGAGUUAGAGCUUGUAAAGUACAAAAUAAUCUCUGGAAAUGAGCUUGGCAUUUUUUAUUUAAAUCCUGACUCUGGUGUCCUGCAACUUAAAAAAUCUCUAAUUAAUUCUGGCAUAAAGAACAGCAAUUUUGGCCUUAAGAUAACAGCCACUGAUGGAGAAAACUUUGCUGAUGCUAUGUUUGUUAAUAUUUCAGUAGUUCAUGGGAAAGUGUCUUCAAAGACCUUUAGCUGUAGAGAGACUAGAGUUGCUCAGAAGCUAGCAGAAAAAUUGCUCAAAAAGGCAAAAGCAAAUGUGAAGCUGAAUUUGGAAGAUGGUUUUCUCGAUUUUUAUUCAGUGAACAGACAGGCACCACAUUUUGACAAAACCUUCCCUACUGAUGUGAUGGUUUCAGAGGAUCUGCCAGUUGGUGCCACCAUCCUAAGGAUAAAAGCCUAUGAUGCAGACUCAGGCUUUAAUGGAAAAGUAGUUUAUACAAUUUCUGAUGGUAAUGGAGAUAGUUGUUUCAACAUUGACAUGGAGACAGGGGUACUUAAAGUUCUUAUGCCCUUGGACCGUGAAAAAACAGAGCUCUAUCUCCUUAACGUUACAAUUUAUGAUUUAGGUAAUCCACAGAAAUCUGCAUGGAGACUGUUGACUGUCACUGUAGAGGAUGCAAACGAUAACAAGCCUGUUUUUUUACAGGACAGUUACUCAGUUAACAUUUUAGAAAGUACAAGCCUUGGUACAGAGAUUAUCCAAGUAGAAGCCAGAGAUAAAGACCUAGGAUCGAAUGGAGAGGUGGCUUACUCGGUGCUGACGGACACCCAGCAAUUUGCCAUCAACAGUUCCACAGGAGUGGUGUAUGUGGCCGAUCAGCUAGACCGGGAAACAAAAGCAAACUACACACUAAAGAUUGAGGCUAGGGACAAAGCAGACAGUGGCCAUCAGCAGUUUUCCGUUGUGCCUCUGAAGGUUUUCUUAGAUGAUGUCAACGAUUGUUCUCCAGCCUUUAUACCAUCCAGCUACAAUGUGAAGGUCCUUGAGGACCUGCCAGUUGGCACUGUCAUAGCUUGGUUGGAAACUCAUGAUCCAGAUCUCGGCUUGGGAGGUCAAGUCCGUUACUCUCUGGUGAACGAUUACAAUGGGCGGUUCGAGAUAGACAAAGCGAGCGGUGCCAUCCGCUUGAGCAAAGAGCUCGAUUACGAGAAGCAGCAGUUCUAUAACCUGACAGUGCGUGCAAAGGACAAGGGACGCCCAGUUUCUCUCUCUUCUGUUUCUUUUGUGGAAGUUGAAGUAGUGGAUGUUAACGAAAAUCUCUAUACCCCCUAUUUUCCUGACUUUGCUGUCAUUGGAUCUGUAAAGGAAAACUCGCGCAUUGGUACAAGCGUUUUGCAAGUUGUUGCUCGAGACGAGGACUCUGGAAGGGAUGGAGAGAUCCAGUAUUCCAUCAGGGACGGCAGUGGGCUGGGGAGGUUCAGCAUAGAUGAAGAAACAGGAGUUAUCUACACAGCAGAUAUUCUCGAUCGGGAGACGACCAAGUCGUACUGGUUGACAGUGUAUGCGACCGACCACGGAGUCGUCCCGCUCUACACGACCAUUGAAGUCUACAUUGAAGUGGAGGACGUGAAUGACAAUGCCCCUCUCACCUCUGAACCCAUCUAUUACCCAGCCGUCAUGGAAAACUCCCCAAAGGAUGUAUCUGUCAUUCAGAUCCAAGCCCAGGACCCGGACUCCAGCACCAAUGAAAAACUGACUUACCGGAUUACAAGUGGAAAUCCCCAGAAUUUCUUUGUAAUCAAUCCCAAAACAGGUCUGAUUACAACAACGUCAAGAAAAUUGGAUCGGGAACAGCAAGCAGAGCAUUUUUUGGAGGUAACUGUCUCGGAUGGGGGCACAUCUCCCAAGCAGUCCUCAGUUUGGGUGGUGGUCCAGGUUCUGGAUGAGAAUGAUAACAAACCACAGUUUCCGGAGAAAGUCUAUCAGAUCAAAUUGCCAGAGAGGGAUCGUAAGAAAAGAGGGGAGCCAAUCUACAGAGCUUUUGCUUUCGACAAAGAUGAAGGCCCUAAUGCAGAAAUCUCAUACAGCAUUGUGGAUGGAAAUGAGGAUGGGAAAUUUUUUAUUGAUCCCAAAACAGGGAUGGUUUCUUCUAGAAAGCAGUUCACAGCAGGGAGUUAUGACAUAUUAACAAUAAAGGCAGUGGACAAUGGCCGGCCCCAAAAAUCUUCAACUGCACGCCUCCACAUCGAGUGGAUAAAAAAGCCUGCGCCCUCGCCAGUGCCGCUGACUUUUGAUGAACCCUUUUACAACUUCACCGUCAUGGAAAGUGAUAAAGUGACGGAAAUCGUUGGGGUGGUCUCUGUGCAGCCAUCUAACAUCCCUCUCUGGUUUGAUAUUGUCGGUGGCAAGCAUGCUCGAGAGAUGUUCUAUAUUCUACAGACAGCUUGUGGGCAGAACUGUUCAACAGAAGGAGGGAAUUACGAUAGUUCUUUCGACGCGGAGAAGGGAGUGGGCACUAUUGUCAUUGCAAAGCCCUUGGAUGCAGAGCAGAGGUCAAUAUAUAAUAUGACUGUGGAAGUCACCGAUGGAACAAACAUUGCCACGACUCAGGUUCUUAUUAAAGUGUUGGAUAACAAUGAUAAUGGCCCAGAAUUCUCUCAACCAAGUUAUGAUGUCACCAUCUCAGAGGAUAUCCUCCCUGACACUGAAAUUCUGCAAAUUGAAGCCAUAGACAGAGAUGAAAAACAUAAGCUGAGCUACACUAUUCACAGCAGCAUUGAUGCAGUCAGUGUGAGAAAAUUCAGAAUUGAUCCCAGCACUGGGGUGCUCUAUACUGCUGAGAGAUUAGACCACGAAGCUCAAGAUAAGCACAUCCUUAAUGUCAUGGUUCGAGAUCAAGAAUUCCCUUACAGAAGAAACCUGGCCAGAGUCAUCAUAAAUGUGGAAGACUCCAAUGACCACAGUCCAUACUUUACCAGCCCACUGUAUGAAGCCUCGGUGUUCGAAUCAGCAGCUAUUGGAUCAGCAGUUUUGCAGGUCACAGCUUUGGACAAAGAUAAAGGAGAAAAUGCAGAGCUUAUCUACACUAUUGAAGCAGGAAAUACAGGAAACACAUUCAAGAUCGAACCAGUUUUAGGGAUCAUUACAUUACUGAAGGAGCCAGACUUAACCACAAUGGGACAGUUUGUUCUCUCAGUUAAAGUGGCUGACCAAGGUUCUCCACCACUUUCUGCAACAGCAAUUGUACGGAUAUCUGUGACAAUGGCAGAUAACUCCCACCCUAAGUUCACUGUCAAAGAAUAUCAAGCUGAGAUUAAUGAAAACGUGGAUAUUGGUACUUCUGUGAUCUCUCUUUCUGCAAUCAGUCAGUCCACAUUAGUCUACGAGGUUAAAGAUGGGAAUGUGGAUGGAGUCUUCGCUAUAAACCCAUAUUCUGGAGUCAUCACCAGUCAAAAGACCCUUGAUUAUGAACGUGCUUCCUCUUAUCAGCUCAUUGUACAGGCAACAAAUAUGGCAGGGAUGGCAUCAAAUGCCACUGUGAACAUUCAGGUUGUUGAUGAAAAUGAUAACCCACCAGUUUUUCUUUUCUCUCAGUACUCAGGCAGCAUAAGCGAAGCUGCUCCUGUAAAUAGCAUAGUCCGAAGCGCAAAUAACAGCCCCCUUGUGAUACGUGCCACUGAUGCUGACAGCAACCAGAACGCUUUGCUCGUCUACCAGAUCGUUGAAUCUACUGCAAAAAAGUAUUUCACAGUAGAUUCCAGCACAGGUGCAAUUAGAACCAUUGCAAAUUUAGAUCAUGAAACAAUAGCCCACUUCCACUUCCAUGUGCAUGUUAGAGACAGUGGAAAUCCUCAGCUUACAGCAGAGAGCCCUGUUGAAGUAACGAUUGAGGUAACUGAUGUCAAUGACAACCCACCAGUCUUCAGCCAGGCAGUAUUUGAGACUGUCCUGCUUCUGCCCACAUAUGUUGGUGUUGAGGUUCUCAAAGUCAAGGCUACAGACCCAGAUUCAGAGAUCCCUCCUGAACUCACAUAUAGUCUAAUCGAAGGCAAUCUGGACCAUUUUUUGAUUGAUUCAAGCACAGGAGUACUCACCAUUAAAAACAAUAGCCUCUCCAAAGACCAUUAUAUGCUAAUAGUAAGAGUAUCUGAUGGGAAAUUUUAUAGCACUUCUAUGGUGACAAUAAUGGUAAAAGAAGCCAUGGAUAGCGGGCUUCAUUUCACACAAAAUUUUUAUUCCACGUCUAUCUCAGAAAACACCACCAAUAUCACAAAGAUCGCUGUGGUAAAUGCUGUUGGUAACCGUCUUAAUGAGCCCUUGAAAUAUAGCAUAUUAAACCCAGGAAACAAAUUUAAAAUCAAACCCACAUCAGGAGUCAUUCAGACGACUGGCAUACCCUUUGACCGAGAGGAACAGGAGCUGUAUGAGUUGGUGGUGGAAGCAAGCCGUGAACUAGAUCACCUUCGUGUCGCUCGAGUGGUGGUGAGGGUUUACAUUGAAGACAUAAAUGACAAUGCACCAGUGUUUGUAGGGCUUCCAUACUACGCUGCUGUGCAAGUUGAUGCUGAGCCUGGUACCCUGAUAUAUCGAGUGACAGCUAUUGAUAAGGAUAAGGAUGAAAAUGGUGAUGUGUCAUAUCUUCUGAAGGAAGAUUACGGACAUUUUGAAAUUGAUAGAGGAACUGGUAGUGUCACCCUGAAAGAAGCCUUCAAUUCUGACUUAUCUAAUAUAGAGUAUUUGGUUGUCAUUCUUGCAAAAGAUGGUGGCAACCCAUCACUGUCUGCUUCAGUAGAGCUCCCCAUUACUAUUGUUAACAAAGCAAUGCCUGUAUUUGACAAGCCCUUCUAUACAGCCUCCGUGAAUGAAGAUGUAGAAAUUCACACACCAAUUUUAAGCAUAAAUGCAACCAGUCCAGAAGGCCAGGGUAUCAUUUAUAUCAUUGUCGAUGGAGAUCCUUACAAUCAGUUUAAUAUUGACUUCGAUACUGGAGUUCUGAGUGUCAUCAGCCCACUGGACUAUGAAAUAAAUUCCCUUUUCAAGUUGAUGGUGCGAGCUAGUGAUGCCCUCACUGGUGCUCGAGCUGAGGUCACUGUGGACUUGAUUGUUAAUGAUGUGAAUGAUAACCCUCCAGUUUUUGAUCAGUCAGCUUACAAUGCUACUUUGUCUGAAGCAUCUUUGAUUGGGACUCCUGUAUUGCAGGUUGUUGCUACUGAUGCUGACUCUGACAAUAACAAAAUUGUGCAGUAUCAGAUAGUCCAGGACACCUUUAACAGCACAGAUUAUUUCCAUAUAGACAGCACAAGUGGCCUAAUUCUGACAGCACGUAUGUUGGAUCAUGAACUCAUACAGCAGUGCAGCUUGAAAGUCAGAGCAACUGAUAACGGGUUCCCACCACUUAGCAGUGAGGUUCUUGUUAGUAUCUCAAUAACAGAUAUGAAUGACAACCCUCCAAUUUUCAACCAGCUAAUAUAUGAAUCGUAUGUGAGUGAACUGGCACCUCGGGGUCAUUUUGUGACUUGCGUCCAAGCCUCAGAUGCUGACAGCUCUGAUUUUGACAGACUGGAGUAUAGCAUCCUAUCAGGAAACGAUCGGACCAGUUUCAUUAUGGAUAGCAAGAGCGGUGUAAUCACCCUUUCCAACCAUCGGAAGCAGCGAAUGGAACCCAUGUACAGCCUAAAUGUCUCUGUCUCAGAUGGGUUGUUCACCAGCACAGCUCAGGUGCAUAUACAGAUCCUUGGAGCCAACCUCUACAGCCCUGUGUUUUCACAGAGUGUUUAUGUUGCAGAGGUUAGAGAAAAUGCAGCGCCUGGAACUAAGGUACUUCAUGUGAAGGCCACAGAUGGGGAUUCAGGUGUAUAUGGCCAGAUAAGCUAUUCCAUAAUAAAUGACUUUGCCAAGGACCGAUUUUUGAUUGAUAGCAAUGGCCAGAUUCUGACAACUGAGCGACUAGACCGGGAGAACCUGCUGGAAAGUGACAUCGGUAUAUUUCUGAGAGCACUUGACGGAGGUGGCAGGACUACAUUCUGCACUGUGAGAGUGAUAGUAGUGGAUGAGAAUGACAAUGCUCCCCAAUUCAUGACAGUUGAAUACAGAGCAAGCGUCAAAGCAGAUGUUGGGAAAGGUUACUUGGUGACCCAAGUGCAAGCAGUAGAUCCAGAUGAUGGAGCCAAUUCCAGAAUUACCUAUUCUCUUUAUAGUGAGGCCUCGGUUUCAGUAGCUGAUCUGCUUGAAAUAGAUCCAGACAAUGGAUGGAUGGUCACCAAGGGUAGCUUUAACCAACUGAAAAACACAGUUCUGUCAUUCUUCGUCAAAGCAGUUGAUGGUGGCAUUCCUGUAAAGCAUUCUCUCAUUCCUGUCUACAUCCACGUUUUACCUUCAGAAACCAUUUUACCUUCCUUUUCUCAACCCCAGUAUUCUUUCACCAUAGCAGAAGACACCCUCAUAGGCAGUACUAUUGACAUUGUGCAUGUUGCGCCUAAUCAGGGUGCUUUGUACAGCACAGUUAAUGGUGAGCUGACAGAAAACAACAAAGAUGGUGUAUUCAUCAUAGAACAAGACACAGGGCUCUUAAAACUGGAUAAGAGGCUUGACCACGAGACAAAUUCUGCUUUUCACUUCAAAGUUGCAGCCACCAUUCAAUUGGACAAAGUGGACAUUGUGUUGACAGUGGAUGUGGAGGUGAAGGUGUUGGAUAUAAAUGACAACAAGCCCAUAUUUGAAACAGUGAGCUAUGAUGCUAUAAUAAUGGAAGGGAUGCCCGUAGGAACAAAACUUAUGCAAGUUAAAGCAGUUGAUGCAGACUCAAGUGCAAAUGGGCAGGUCACCUAUACACUUGCAUUGGAAUCAGAGCUGGAGAAGAUCACAGAAGCUUUCACCAUUGAUAGCAACAGUGGCUGGAUUAGCACACUGAAGGAUCUGGACCAUGAAAAGGAUCCUGCCUUCACUUUUGCAGUGGUGGCCUCAGAUCUGGGGGAAACCUUAUCCUUGUCAUCAACCACCUUGGUCUCAGUCACUGUGACAGACAUAAACGAUAACGCACCUGUCUUUGAGCAUGAGGUCUACAGAGGAUCAGUGAAGGAGAGCGAUGCUCCAGGGGAAGUUGUGGCUGUUCUUAGCACCUGGGAUGAAGACACAUCUGAUGUCAACCGGCAGGUUAGCUACCAUAUUACAGGAGGGAAUCCCAAAGGGAAGUUUGCUCUGGGACUGGUUCAGAACGAAUGGAAGGUUUAUGUAAAAAGGCCACUAGAUCGGGAGGAACAAGAUGUUUAUUACCUGAACAUCACCGCCACGGAUGGCCUCUUUGUAACCCAAGCUGCUGUGGAAGUGACGGUCACUGACGUUAAUGAUAACAACCCAGUCUGUGAGCGGGUUGCAUACACAGCACUGUUUCCUGAAGAUAUUCCAUCAAACAAAGUCAUUCUAAAAAUCAAAGCUAAAGAUGCUGACAUUGGGUCCAAUGGUGAAAUUCGCUACUCUCUCUACGGUCCUGGGAACAAUAAAUUUUUCUUAGAUCCAGAAAAUGGUGAGCUGAAAUCCUUAGCCCCACUUGACCGAGAGAAAAUCCCUGCGUACAACCUGAUUGCCCGAGCUACGGAUGGCGGUGGCAGGUUCUGCCAAUCGGAAAUCCAUCUUAUUUUAGAAGAUGUGAAUGAUAACCCACCAGUGUUUUCAUCUGAUCACUACACCGCAUGUGUCUAUGAGAAUACUGCCCCUAAGGCGUUGCUAACAAGAGUCCAAGCCACUGAUCCUGAUGUCGGUGUGAACAGAAAAGUUACUUACUCCCUCGCAGACUCGGCAGAUGGUUACUUCUCAGUUGACCGCUCAUCAGGAAUCAUUAUUUUGGAGCAUCCACUUGACAGAGAGCUUCAGUCGUCCUAUAACAUCAGUGUAAAGGCCUCAGAUCAGAGCAUUGUGCUGACCUUGUCCUCUUUUGCUACUGUUACCAUUACAGUACUAGACAUUAAUGACAAUCCCCCCGUCUUUGAAAGAAGAGAUUAUCUUGUCACUGUGCCUGAAGACACUUCACCUGGCACUGAAGUCCUCUCUGUUUUUGCUACAAGCCAGGACAUUGGCACUAAUGCUGAGAUUACCUAUCUCAUCAGAUCUGGGAAUGAGAAGGGGAAGUUCAGGAUUAACUCAAAGACAGGAGCCAUUUCCAUUUUUGAAGCUUUGGAUUAUGAAUCGUGUAAGGAUUUCUACUUAGUAGUGGAAGCAAAAGAUGGAGGUACUCCAGCCCUGAGCGCUGUUUCGACUGUGAAUGUGAAUGUGACAGAUGUUAAUGACAACGCGCCAAAAUUCAGCCAGGUGGUCUACAGUGCAGUCAUCAGCGAGGACGCCGCGGUCGGUGAUUCUGUCAUAAUGUUGAUAGCAGAAGAUCUGGACAGUCCUUCCAAUGGCCAGAUUCAUUUUUCCAUAGUGAGUGGUGAUCGAGACAAUGAAUUUUCGGUUGAUCCUGGCUUGGGACUCGUGAAAGUUAAAAAGAAAUUGGAUAGAGAAAGGAUAUCUGGUUAUUCGUUAGUUAUUCAGGCAAGAGACAGUGGCACCCCUCCUUUGUCUUCCUCUGUGACGGUCAACGUGGAUAUUUCUGAUGUGAAUGAUAACAGCCCUGUAUUUACUCCAGCUAACUAUACAGCUGUAAUUCAAGAAAAUAAACCAGUGGGCACAAGCAUUUUGCAGCUAGUAGUGACGGACAAAGACUCUUUUCACAAUGGCCCCCCUUUUACCUUCACCAUCCUCACUGGCAAUGAAGAGGAGGAGUUUACGCUGGACCCUCAUGGCGUCUUGAGAUCUGCAGUCAUCUUCAAGCACAUGGUUGCAACCGAAUAUGUGCUCUGUGUGCAGGCAAAGGACUCUGGGAAGCCUCAGCAGGUUUCCCACACCUAUGUUCAGGUGAGGGUUAUUGAAGAGAGUAUUCACAAACCGACGGCCAUUCCACUGGAGAUUUUCAUUGUCACCAUAGAAGAUGAUUUUCCAGGUGGAGUCAUUGGAAAAAUUCAUGCCACAGAUCAGGACGUGUAUGAUGUCCUCACUUACACACUGAAAUCAGAGCAGAAAAGUUUGUUCAAGGUUAACAGCCAUGAUGGGAAGAUCAUUGCCCUCGGAGGGCUUGAUAAUGGCAAGUAUGUCCUGAAUGUCUCUGUCAGUGAUGGCCGGUUCCAGGUACCCAUUGACGUUGUGGUCCACGUCGAGCAGUUGCUUCAAGAAAUGCUGCAGAACACCGUCACCAUUCGCUUUGAGAAUGUUUCCCCGGAAGACUUUGUGGGCCUUCACAUGCAUGGGUUCCGGCGUACCUUGCGAAACGCAGUGCUCUCCCAAAAGCAAGACAGCCUACACAUCAUCAGUAUUCAGCCGGUGGUAGGCAACAAUCAGCUUGACAUGCUGUUUGCAGUUCAGAUGCACAACGGUGGUUUCUAUAAGCCUGCCUAUUUGAUUCAGAAGCUUACCAAUGCAAGGAGACACUUGGAAAAUGUGAUUCGUAUUUCUGCUAUCUUGGAGAAGAAUUGCUCUGGACUGGAUUGUCAGGAACAACACUGUGAGCAAAGUCUAUCUAUUGAUUCACAUUCCCUGAUGACCUAUAGCACGGCACGAAUUAGUUUUGUGUGCCCCCGCUUUUACAGGAAUGUGCGCUGCAUGUGCAAUGGAGGACUGUGCCCAGGGUCUAAUGAUCCCUGUCUGGAGAAGCCGUGUCCAGGGGACAUGCAGUGUGUGGGGUAUGAAGCUAACCGGAGACCAUUCAUCUGCCAAUGCCCACCUGGAAAGCUUGGCGAAUGCUCAGGCCACACUUCCCUUAGCUUUGCUGGGAAUAGUUACAUUAAAUACCGUGUUUCUGAAAAUAGCAAGAAAGAGGAAUUCAAACUGGCUCUACGUCUGCGAACUCUGCAAAGCAAUGGGAUUAUAAUGUACACCAGAGCGAAUCCCUGUAUAAUUCUGAAGAUUGUGGAUGGCAAACUCUGGUUCCAGUUGGACUGCGGGAGUGGCCCGGGAAUCCUGGGGAUUUCUGGCAGGGCCGUCAACGACGGAAGCUGGCAUUCUGUCUUCCUGGAGCUGAAUCGCAAUUUCACAAGCUUGUCCCUGGACGACAGCUACGUGGAGCGCCGCAAAGCCCCCCUCUACUUCCAGACUCUCAGCACGGAUAGCUCUGUCUAUUUCGGAGCCCAGGUCCAAGUGGAUAACGUCCGCAGCCUGACCGACAAGAGAACAACGCAGGUCUUGAGCGGCUUUCAGGGCUGCCUGGAUUCAGUUGUCCUAAAUAACAACGAGCUGCCGCUCCAAAACAAACGCAGCAGCUUUGCAGAAGUGGUUGGCCUGACCGAAUUAAAGCUUGGCUGUGUCCUCUACCCCGACGCCUGCGAGAGGCAUCCCUGCCAGAACGGCGGCACCUGUACGAGCGUGCCAUCUGGUGGCUACCAGUGCAAUUGCCUCUCCCAGUUUACUGGAAGAAAUUGUGAAUCAGAGAUCACAGCCUGCUUCCCAAAUCCCUGCCGGAAUGGAGGCUCAUGCGAUCCCAUUGGCAAUGCUUUCAUCUGCAACUGCAAGAAUGGCCUGACUGGAGUAACGUGUGAAGAAGAUAUCAAUGAGUGUGAAAGGGAAGAAUGUGAAAAUGGUGGCUCCUGUGUCAACAUAUUUGGUUCGUUUCUGUGUAACUGCACGCCUGGUUAUGUGGGACAAUACUGUGGUCUUCGCCCCGUGGUGGUUCCCAAUAUACAAGCUGGGCAUUCAUAUGUCGGCAAGGAGGAGCUGAUAGGAAUAGCUGUGGUCCUGUUUGUCAUAUUUGUGCUGAUCGUCCUCUUCAUCAUUUUUCGCAAGAAAGUGUUCAGGAAGAACUACUCCCGCAAUAACAUCACGCUUGUACAGGAUCCAGCCACUGCCGCCCUGCUCAACAAGAGCAACGGCAUCCAGUUCAAGAACAUCAGGAACAGCGGAGACAGCAGGAACAUCUACCAAGAGGUUGGGCCUCCACAGGUGCCCGUGAGGCCAAUGGCCUAUACCCCAUGCUUCCAGAGUGACUCACGGAAUAACCUGGACAAGAUAGUGGAUGGGCUUGGCGUGGAGCACCAGGAGAUGACGACGUUUCAUCCCGAGUCCCCUCGAAUCCUGACAGCCAGGCGGGGUGUCGUGGUGUGCAGCGUGGCUCCCAACUUGCCCGCUGUGUCUCCCUGUCGCUCCGACUGUGACUCCAUCAGGAAGAGCACGUGGGAUGCUGGGACGGAAAGUAAAGGGGUUGAUGACGCUGAAGAAGUGACCUGUUUUGCAGGAAGUAAUAAAGGCAGCAACUCUGAAGUGCAGUCCCUCAGCUCUUUCCAGUCUGAUUCGGGUGAUGACAACGCUUCCAUAGUGACUGUCAUACAGCUUGUCAACAAUGUAGUUGACACUAUAGAAAAUGAAGUGUCUGUUAUGGAUCAAGGACAGAACUACAACAGAGCGUAUCAUUGGGAUACCUCUGACUGGAUGCCAAGCGCUCGUUUAUCUGACAUAGAAGAAGUGCCCAAUUUUGAGACGGCAGAUGGAGGCUCGGCUCACCAUGGCAGCACCAGAGAGCUGGAAACAGAUUACUACCUUGGUGGCUAUGACAUCGACAGCGACUACCCUCCCCCUCAUGAAGAGGAGUUCAUGAGCCAGGACCAGUUACCACCUCCUCUUCCAGAGGAUUAUCCAGACCAAUAUGAAACCCUUCCGCCCUCGCAGCCGGUCUCAAUGGCAAGUACGCUCAGCCCCGACUGUAGGCGACGGCCGCACUUCCACCCCAGCCAAUACCUCCCUCCUCACCAGUUCCCCCAUGAGACAGACACCGCAGGGGCUCAGACUGGGAACGAAUUUAGUACUUUUGCUGUUGGCCCAAGCCAGAACACAGAAAACGUUAGUGCAGGUAAGAUGCCCUUAUCCUUGCACAACUCCCUAGAUGCCUCCUCUUCUGACGUCUCAGCCAGCUGCGGCUUUGAUGACUCUGAAGUAGCCAUGAGUGACUAUGAAAGCGUGGAGGAACUCAACCUAGAAAAUGUUCACAUUCCGUUUGUGGAGACCCAGCAUCAGACACAAGUGUAAAGGAAGCUCCAUUCUUCUUCUCCUUCUUCUUCUUCUUCUGUUUUUUCUUUUUUUUUUUUUUUGUCAUUUGGUCCAAAUAAUAGUAUAAAUAUUGAGAAGAAAUUUUGCUGAAGGUGUAUCUAUAUAUAUUGGGCAAUGCAAAAAUACAGUAUAACCCAUUAUUAGCUUGUUCAGAAAUGAUACUGUAUGUGCAGACACGAAGAGACCAAUUGCGUUAAGUAUUACACAUCACAAAAUUGUUACAGACAAUCUGGAGAGUAUGUACCUUCUAUUUAUUACCAAGAGUAAAACUGAGCAUUUGAGGAAGGGGGAAGCGAUCUCAUUGCUAAAUAAAUUCCUUCUCUCCCUCCCACCAUCACCCAGGGUUGGGGUUUGGUUUUUUUUUGGUAUUGUAUUAUUAAAAGUGUUACAGUGUUAUGAUCUCCCUACAGUAUUAAAGAACUGGUAUGGAUCAUUCCAAGAUGCAAUAUUGCAUGAAAUAUUAUGUCAGCGAAAGAGUGAAAGCAAUUGAUUGCUGAGGCUGCUAUGUACAACGUGUCAGAUGGCUUAAAAAACAGCAUUUACAAAUUGAUGUAUCAAAGGCAAGCUACCAGUCAUUUGUCCAUAAAUAUUUAUCUACCCUUUUGUUUGUUACAUAGCAUUUCAUUCUACUUUGUGUACAUAUACCACAACAUAUAUACAGCAACAUAUAUACAGCCUAUAUUUACUCUAAGUUGGCCUGCUUUGGUUGCCGUGUUUUAACACCUGAUGUCAGAUGCGUGUGUACAACUUCACCUGUGAGAACUUCUAGCAAUAUCAGAGUCUGGUUCUGUACCAGCCCGGUUCUGCCUCAGACGUGUACCUACAGCUUCCCUUGACUUCUGUAUGCAGCAUGAACAUGGAUCUGAAAACAUCUGGCAAACCUAAGUAUCUAUGUAGUGUGGCUGAUUUUUUUGAAAUUCCUUGCUUGGGCAAUCACCUCUUUAACAGCAGUCAUCAUGCUACAAUUAUUACAGUAAAAUUAGUUGCAAUUAAGUUGCAUAAAACAUUGCUAUAAUCUCAAAUCGUUAGUUUAACAUCAUUUGGCAAAUGUCCAUCCUUAAAGUUUAUGGGAUGAGCUGUCAGCUGCUGUAAACUGACUCAGUCGGUGGAACUGCACGGAUGGGCCACGGCCAGAGAUCUGGUUUUAGAUUUUCUGUCGGAUGUGUGUGUGAUUUCGUAGGGUUUGAGGACUUCCAAAGGUUGUUUGCAGACUUUAGAAUAUCAUGGAAUGAGGAAAACCACGGCAUCAACUAUGCUCUUAUGCUUCCCUCACCCUCAUUGGAGUAAAUGGCCUUUCACAGCGAUUGGCCCAAGCAGCUAAGUGCAAUAUGGAAAUACGGCAUUUUCACUCAAUGUAUUAAAGCAGAAUACAUGUACCCAUUGCUCAGUGCUAUGAAAAUGUUUCUACCACAUCAUUUUAUAGCAUCUUUAUACCUUAUCAAUGAAUGUGAGUCUGUAGUCUGCAUUACUGCUGGGAUUUCAUCCAUUCCUGCCAUGGCAUAAUUCAGUCAUUUUGAAAAGCCAUUGAAUACGUCAUUGUUAUUAAUGAGUAGACUCAUUAACAGGUUUCCUAUGCUGCUUUCCAUAUCCUGUCUCUUGGUCAAACAUGUUAACUGAAUAGGUUCAUCAGUUGUAUUCCCGGGCGUGUUCUUGACUGAUUUGAGCUUCGCCCAAAAUUAAAUUGUUGUCCAUUUCUUGACAUACAAAAAGUGUUCAUUCACAGAAUACCCCCAACAAGAAGAAAUUAUUAAUAGAAUAUAAUUGAAAUAAUUGCAGCUUGUAACACUUUUAAUAAAACGGGAUUUCUAAAAUUCUCAGAGUAGGUACAAUAUGCAGCAAUUCUUCAUUAGAAAACAGCUCAUUUAUACAGGUACAUGAAAAAUUGAGUGAACUUCUGGAAAUACCAUGUACUGCACAUACAAGUAUUAUCAAGUACUUGUCCACAAGUAGUUCCUGUCCAUUGAAUUUAUGAAUGUCACUUGGUCUUCUCAAAGUAAACACGCUUCUGUAACGGUGAUAUAUUCUGAAUGUGCACACAGUACGUUUCAACUCCCUUUCCCUGCUAUUCUCCCUGUGUUUUCAAGAAAAAAAGAAUAAUGGAAAUUUGUAUCGCGAUUGCAAGGAACUGAGGGACUUGCCAAUAAACCAUGAAGUGUUUUGGCAAGCCUUGAGGCACAGACAGAGGAUGAUUUGCAUAGUUCAUGAAGUCUGUGUUGCAAGAAAUGAGAUGCAAGGAUUAGACUGAUGUCUCUUCAAGAUUAGGUACAACUGAGUUAGAAAAGCAAAGCUGCAAGCUUAGCUGCUACAAAGCAAUUUUAAAGCUGGUAUGACUUUCUGAGAAUGUGAUAGUCUCUUAGCAUCUAGUUGUAGUUUACAUGGGGUUUGCUCCUACUCAGUAUUGGUGUGAGACAUUUUUAUCUAUUAUGCAAUUACUUCUGUUUUAGUCCCCAGCUAGUUAUGAGUGUACUUGUCAUCUUCUUUUCUGUAGUGAAAAAUCUUGAGUAAGCCUGAGACUCUGAUAUCAAAACUUUACUGGGACAUAUCAGAAGUGUCACAAGGGAGAACACCACAGGAGCCUAGCAAUUGCCAUACAAAAAAAGAUCAAUGUUUCUUACCAAGCUUGUUGCCUCAGUAAUAUCUUGUUGGUAGUGAAUUUUACUAGUAAAAUAUGCAUAAAUACAAUGUAUAGUACCUUUUCUGUUUUGAUGUUGUUGCCAUUUCAUUUCACUGAAUGCCUACAAACUAAAGUGCUGUGGGGAAGGUGCCAAGGAUCACCGUUCAGCCUUCUCUGUCCCACUCAUUUCUAUACCUCAAUAUCUCCUCCCCUCCAAAUCAAAUGAGCCUAAUUUAUUUUUUCCAUCUCAAACAAAUGCCCCUCUGUGGAUAUUGGUACUGAUGUGGCCUUUCUGGUUUUGUUAUGGCCUUUUUGGAUAGCGAUAAGAACCUGAAUGCAGAUCUCAAGGUGAAAUACCUCUUAGGGAAUAAGAUUUUUGUAUUAACAUCCUCUUGUUAAUCCAUACUAUUUUCUUUUUAAUUACUGCUCUACAUGGACAAGCCCUAAUUUUCUAAGCUGGAAGAUAACAACACAUGCACAACCUGAUGUAAGAAUUAGUGUUUACGUUAUUCCAUCCAACAUUUAAUUCUUUUUCUGCCAUAUGGUGAUUUUUAUGUUGCUGCUCCUGCCAUUGCCAACUCCCUAGUUUUGUUAGAGCUGAUCUGGUUGGCCUUGAUCCUGCGUGUCUGUAUUUCAACUCACAUUCCUGUAGAUGGCUCCACCACACAGUGUUUUCUUUCAGGAUCUGCUGUAAGAGAGGUUUCAUAGACUUAAAUGCUUUGCACUAUCAGUGAAUUAAAACCCUUAGGAUCAAGACAGUUUUUGCUUUUUGUAAAGAAGCAAACCAAGAAAUAAGCAACUUUUAAAAAUUCAAAUACCUGCUUGUGUCAAAAAUCACUGACUUUACUGAGGGGUGUGUGUCUGAGUAAAAGGAUGUGUGUUCUCUGUGUUUUGGUCCAAAUGCCAUACACACGGAGAGCCUUUUGAUAACUCUGGCAGUGGGAAGAGCCUUAAAGUGACUGACAUCAUAAUUUACACUGCCAAUACCACAUUAAGUGGCCUUGUGCAAAAGGGAAAAACAGGCUUAUGUACUUUUCUGAAAUAUGUUGAUUAUUUUGCCUUUGGGUUAUAAACAUCCUAAAAACAAAACAAACAAAACAAACCAUAGUCCCAAAGGUACCGCAUGUGAUUGCUAUCCUGACCCAGUAUCUUAUAGCUGGGCACAGGGCCCAAGGUGACACAAAGAGACACAACAGCACCUCCCUCCCACAGGGCCAAAUGGACAGCCCUGCUAGAAGACCACCAUAAAGUUGCCUUCCUAUUGGCCACUCCUAUAGGAAACAGCAUAGGAGAGCAACCAGGAAGAUGUUGUAGUAGAGAUUCACUGCAGUGCUGUGAUUUCCACACAGUCCAGAAAUUUUCCUAAAGCUUGGUGAUGUCCUUGAUCCUGUACUAUCCCUUGGGUUACUUUAGCCUGUAGAGCAGCACAAAGCUGGAAGGAGCCAAAGGCUUCUCGCUGCCUCUGUUUUCCUGACAGAAGAAAAACGUGUGCUCCAGCAGGGGCUCUACCGCUCUGCACGUCCCACAGGCAAGUUAGAUUUAGGGCUUUGGUAUUUUUCUUCUCUUUUCUAAAUUCUCUAGUAUAGUCCGAAGUAGUGCUGGCCUUGGUGUAUUGGUGCCCUCUUCAGUGAGAAAGUCAGCCUGGACACAGCACGGUGAGGCAAUGCACAAUGCCGAAAUGCUGGUUAUUAGGGGGGCAGCAGCCUGUUGUCUCUGAGAGCCAGAAAGGUGGUAAUCUUCAAGAAUAUGACAUGAAAAUUGUUGCUGUUGGCUCAAUUUAACAUCCAUUGUAAAGAAACAUAUGGGCAGGACAGGAAAAAUGGUUAAAAAUAUGGCUGUACUCCUCAUCAAGCUCCUGUUUGAAAAGCUAAAGGAAUGCUAUAGUGCAUCCUUAUAGCUGGUAAUAACUGCAGACACAGGAGAGUUGAAGAUGCCCUGGACCAGUUCUGCUACACUUCAUUUGGAAAGGUUAUGCUUAAUAAUGGAGAAAAAAAAAAAAAAAAAGAAAGAAAAGAAACAAUUUAAAGCCAGUAGUGAAAGUACAUUUAUGCUUGGUUGGUAUUUUGGGGGAAUCUAUUAACUGAAUAAUAAUGGAUAUUUCAUACAUUUCCAAAGAGAGAGCUACAUCUUAAAGUUCAUCUUCUGAUCAUUUACCAUCAUUUGCCAUGCAGUAAAACUGUGGUUUUUGCAUCUCUGUCCCUCUCAAUACACUAAACUGUGAAUAGAGCCUUAGAAAUUUAGAGUAUUGCCCAUUAUCCAUGACCUUUAGCCUGCGUUUCAUAAACUUGACAUUUAACAUCUCCAUGACCAGAAGGAUCAUUCAGUUAGUAAAUCAGCUGCAUCGUCACAGGGAUGGGUGGAUGGGGAGGAAAUGAAAUUAAAUUCAUUUCAUUAUGUAAUAAUGAAAAGCAAUAACUACAAGUAUGUCGUAUUACACAAAGGCCAUAAGUAAUCUUUACCAGUGUUAAGAGUGCACUUGAACUGUAUUGUGGAAAGAGAUUGGAGCCCUCAGAACUGUAGCAUUCUUCUGUCGUAGGAGUACCUGAAUCGCUGUUAUUUAACAAUGCAAUGAGCCCAUGCUGCCGCUUUUCAGGAAGUGACAAAGAUAUUUAGGAAUGAAAGCAGUUCUCUUUAAAGCACUGUAUCGGAAAAGAUUGUCUUGUAAAUUUUACCUGUCGCAAGCAGGCUGGUUUGUAAAAGAUGUAUGUUUUGGUGUUUAAAAAGAAGUUUAUAAAAUAAUGUAUAUAAUGGUUUCAAAUUACCAGGCUUUUGUAGAUAUUUGAUGCCAAUCAGGUCGCUUUAAUUUUCUUUUUGUUUGUCUGUUUGUUUGGUAUAAUUCUAAAGGGUCAUCAAAGUUGGUUUAAACUUUUAAGGUAACAGCAAAAAAAAAAGUUUUAGAUUUGAAAACUGGUACUUUUUAAUCAUUUCAAAAUGUACUGUAACUUUUCUUUUGGUUCUGCUCUUUUUGUUUAACUUUUUCUGUUUUUAAGAAGAUGUUUUUUAUUGACUUUUUUUAAAUGAAUGUGUUUUGCACAAAAAAAAAGAAAACAAACAACAACCCUAGAGAUAUGAAUUUUAUGCCAUUUCAAGUAGUUAUUAAGAGAUGUCAUAUCUCCAAUGACAACAGAUUAAACCUUAUGCAAAAGGGAAGGUUUAUCACUUUGAGUGGGUAUAGUCCCUCAUCCGAAAACUAAUUGUUCCUUCAUAAUUGCUGUUGGCAGUAUUGUCUUGUGUUCUUUUGCUAUAAAAACAAAACAAAACAAGUGUACAGGUUUGUAACUGCCAAAAUUUGCUAAAGUUGAUGGUUAAAACAAGUUUUCCAAGUAAACAAAAAGAAAAGCCCA